AUGGCUGCCCAAGCAGGAGAGGAAAGAUUAAUGAUCGUGUUCGCUGAUAUUCAUUAUUUCUUCGGCCUUCCCACACCAAAGCCUUCCUCACACCGUUUUGAGAAGGGCUCUUAUCUGUAUCUUUAUGGUAACAGAAGUGGAAGUGGAGCAAGACUAGAGGUUGCGAACAAUGCUGGCACUCAAUACCAAGAUGCUUUCACUGGCAAUUUCGACACAGCCACCGUUCGCCAAUCGCACAAACACCCUACGUUGUGCACAGUGACCAUAGAUGGGUACCAUCGCAGGGGCUCUAAUGCUGGGACUCCUACCCCAAGAGCUCAGCAUCAUUGGAUGUUGCCGGAUCCACACGCGCAGGGCCAUCGUCUCCUCCCUCUCCAUACCGUGGACGUGUACUUCUGGACGUCACAGGAUGCAGACAGUUUUGUCAACAAUGUUAAAAAGCUUCUGCAACAUGAUCAGGUAGUCUUGCUUGACGUACCGACUCCGCAACCUGCUCAAGAAAAGGCCAUGAGCCCAGUUGUGCAACAGCUUGAAAAAGCGGCCAUACAGGACCCCUCUUAUCAAGCUCGCAACAACAAUAGCCCAUCACAAACGCCUUCUUCUCAAGCUACGGGCGGCUCUUCCAAGCCAGCGGAUCCAGCUGCUUACCAACCGCUGGCUUAUAACCCUGCUGCCCCUGCUGCCCCUGAACCCAUCAAGCAUCGAGAGAAGACUCCACCGCCUGCGGAUGCGGAUACCGGUACCGGUCUAGCUGCAGCAGCAUAUGCGGAUCAAACGCAAAUGGCUUCACAAAGCUCACUGUCUCGCCCGCCAUACGGGCAGUCAUCUUACUCUCAUGGCUAUGUUGGCUCUCCUCCACAAGCUCCUUCCUCGUCACACAUACCAACAGCUACUGGACAGCGCUUGGGAAGUGUUGCUUCAAUCCCACCACCACCACCUCAAAGCCCACCCAAUCAGGCCUCUCCUUCCAACCAACAGCUGGUACCUACCUUCAGUCCUCCACCACAAACAGCGGAUGCACCACAAUAUGACGAGAGCGGCAAGCCUUUACAGUCACCGGCUACGCAAGUCCUCGGCAAUUCGUACGUUGGAGGUGCUCAUCAGCCGUUGCAGCACGUUCAGCCUCAAUAUGCAGAUUAUCUUGGAUCUACAGGGCAUCAAUCUCCCGCCCCUCCUGGUGGUUACUCCAAUUUUACAUACACACCACAGCCGCCGCAGGCACCAGAGCGACAGGGCACAGGUUACGAUGUUCAUAGUCAGGUUUAUCGACCGACAGAAGAUGAAGCCAAGCGUGAUAAAAAGCACACCGGCCCGCAAGCAGGUCCUGGCCAGCAAGCUGGCAAGCUUGAGCAACAAGCAGGGCGGGUUGACAAAGGUGUUAAUCGAUUGAUCAAGGGAAUUGGGAAGAGAAUGGGCUAA
Messenger RNA from Bacidia gigantensis, 1419 nucleotides. RefSeq lists its product as uncharacterized. The record is from RefSeq and is a predicted model, not a curated record. Lineage: Eukaryota; Fungi; Ascomycota; Lecanoromycetes; Lecanorales; Ramalinaceae. Bases 1 to 1419 code for a protein of 472 amino acids. The transcript has 3 exons.